This is a messenger RNA of Macleaya cordata, 762 nucleotides long. Lineage: Eukaryota; Viridiplantae; Streptophyta; Magnoliopsida; Ranunculales; Papaveraceae. The record is from the annotation of a GenBank genome assembly.
AUGGCGGAUUAUCACUUUGUAUACAAGGACAUCGAGGGAACGACGACUCAAUGGGACGAUAUACAAAGAAAACUGGGGAAUUUACCUCCAAAGCCUGCUCCUUUCAAACCCCCUCCCUUCACUCCCUCGGAAGACGAGAGUUCAAAACCCAAGGACAAGGCCUGGCUCGACAACAAAACCGAAGAAGACCUUGAGGACCUCGAAGAUGAUCCCAAUCUUGACGAUGACCGGUUCCUUGAAGAAUAUAGAAAGAAAAGGUUGGCGGAGAUGAGAGAGGCUGCUAGGAUUGCAAGGUUCGGAUCUGUGAUUCCGAUAUCAGGAGCUGAUUUUGUUCGAGAGGUUUCACAGGCUGCAUCGGACGUUUGGGUCGUUGUGUGUUUGUACAAAGAAGGAAUUCCAGAAUGUGGGAUACUCUUACGGUGCCUGGAAGAACUAGCUACAAGAUAUCCAGCAACAAAAUUCGUCAAAAUAAUAUCCACAGAUUGCAUUCCGAACUACCCAGAUCGUAAUGUUCCUACUAUCUUGGUUUACAAUAACAGUGCUGUCAAAGCAACUUAUGUAGGCUUGCAUCAUUUCGGGCGGAGAUGCACGCCUGAAGGUGUUGCACUAGUUCUCUGCCAAUCAGAUCCUGUACUGAACGAUGGCCAGAGUGCAAGUGAAUCAUCUAGAGAUGCUGUCAUUGAUGGAGUUCGAAAGAGGUUUAUAGAGAAGGUUGUAACCGAGCACGAAGAUGAAGAUGAUGACAGGUAUUCUAGUGAUUAG